AUGUUAAACAGAUUGGAAAAUCUAUCAAAUGAAAUUCUUCUUAUUAUAUUAUCAAAAUUAACAUCGUUUGAAAUAAUUGAAUCAUUUUGGUCAUUAAAUAAAAGAUUUAAUUCGCUCAUUUAUUCAACAUUUUCAAUAAAUUAUAAUGAAAUUCAAAUAAAUGAAAUAGGUUUAUCUAUAAAUAAAUUUCAGUCAAUAAUGUCGACAAUUAUUUCUGAUUCAUUUCUUUCUACUUCUAUAAAACGAAUUCAUAUUGAUGGAUCAAAAUCAAUUUUUUUAAAUUUAAUAUCUCAAUGGAUUUUUCAAGAUAAUAAAUUUAUUCAUUUUGUUAAUUUAAAAUCAUUUACUCUUCGUCGAUGUCAUCUAUCAGAUAUAUUAAUUAAUACUUUAUCUUUACUUAUUCAAUAUCAAUUGCAUGAAUUCAACUUCACAUUUGAUAUUGAUACUUUUGAAGUGCUUCAUCAUUUAGAAGACUCUUGCACGAAUGAUCGCAAUUACGGUAAAUAUUAA
This is a messenger RNA of Rotaria sp. Silwood2, 510 nucleotides long. NCBI's taxonomy places the organism in Eukaryota, Metazoa, Rotifera, Eurotatoria, Philodinida, Philodinidae. The record is from the annotation of a GenBank genome assembly.